This is a messenger RNA of Asparagus officinalis (garden asparagus), 2151 nucleotides long. RefSeq names its product E3 ubiquitin-protein ligase UPL5. The record is from RefSeq and is a predicted model, not a curated record. The transcript is spliced from 3 exons. NCBI's taxonomy places the organism in Eukaryota, Viridiplantae, Streptophyta, Magnoliopsida, Asparagales, Asparagaceae. Gene Ontology annotation, biological process: positive regulation of protein catabolic process; protein polyubiquitination; proteasome-mediated ubiquitin-dependent protein catabolic process. Gene Ontology annotation, molecular function: ubiquitin-protein transferase activity. The coding region runs from base 23 to 1924 and encodes 633 amino acids.
UCCGCCUCGUACGAGCAAUAGUAUGAUCGCGGAGCGGACCAUCAGGCUCUUCCUUAAUCCCAUGGCUGAUUUCCUCCCCAAGCCCGUCCAUGUUCAGUGCUGGCCUAUCCUUCUCGAGUUCUGCAAACUCAUUUCGGAGACCAAGGGCAAGACUGACAGCCUCUACAUUUCGUGCCGCAGAACGCUGGGGUCUCUGCUGGAGGCCCCGAGAGCUUUUUGCGGCGGUGGUGAUGGUGGGUACUCCUCCAGGAUUCAAAACUUGGUGGUGGAGCUGUUCCCUUUUGUGAAGGAGCUGGCAGAAACCACUGCUGAGGGUCUGUCAUCCGAGACCAUCUUGCCUAUUGAGCUCAACGAGUUCUCCAGCUUCUUAAUGGGGAUGAGAAGGGCGGUGAGGGAGUGGAUGGACGGUGGAAGUCCCAUUCCAAAGUCACUACUGUAUAACAGUUCUCAUCCGAGUUACGAGGGAUGGAUCUUUUCUCUCCAUUUUAUAUUUCUCGAGCUCUUGGGGAAGGUUGAUGACUGUCUUAAGAAAGUUGAGAGCUUUCUGACAGGAAAGGGACCGGUCCAGAGUGAUGCUCGAUGGGCUGGGUGGUCCCAUAUUCUGGUAGUCUUGACAAAUGUGCAUAGUUUCUCUAAGAUCUAUGAGGGUGCCCCUGAGUUACUGCACGCUGUUCUUGUAAACCGAAGGUCCUCUGUGAAUGCUCUUAUAAGACGUGCAAAGAAGAAUGAGAAUCUCCGCUGGCUCCUUAAGCAUAGGGAUGUCGUUGAUUUUGAGUCGAGAAGGAGCUUGGUGAUUAUGUUGUUCCCAGAAGGAAAAGAUGAUUAUGAGCACCUACAUGAGAUGCUCAUUGACAGGUCACAAUUGUUGGCUGAGUCAUACGAGUAUAUUGGACGGGUAGAUGCUCACACAUUGCAUGGUGGGCUUUUCAUGGAGUUCAAGAACGAGGAAGCCACGGGUCCUGGUGUUUUACGGGAGUGGUUUUGUUUGGUUUGCCGAGCUAUUUUCAAUCCGCAGAAUGUACUUUUCCUGCCAUGUCCAAAUGACCGUCGAAGGUUCUUUCCCAAUCCAGCAUCUUCUGUUGAUCCUUUGCACCUCAAAUAUUUUGAGUUUUGUGGAAGAGUGGUUGCACUAGCCUUGAUGCAUAAAGUUCAAGUAGGUGUUGUGCUUGAUCGUGCCUUCUUCUUGCAACUAGCUGGUGAAAUAGUUACAUUGGAGGAUAUUAAAGAUGCAGACCCCUUCUUAUAUAUGAGCUGCAAAAAGAUUCUGGAGAUGGAUGCUGAGCUUCUUGAUUCCGACGUCUUGGGAUUAACCUUUGUGAGAGAAAUUGAAGAACUGGGAACUCAAAGGGCUGUUGAACUCUGUGAUGGGGGAAAGGAUAUUGUUGUUAAUAGCAAAAAUAGGGAAGAAUACAUCAAGCUUCUAAUUCAGCAUCGCUUUGUGAAAUCUGUUUCAGAGCAGGUUUCUUAUUUUGCUAGAGGAUUUAGUGAGAUACUUUCUAAUACAAAGUACCUGAAGUUUUUCUUCAAUAAUUUGGACCUCGAAGAUUUUGAUAGAAUGGUAGGUGGAAGCAAUAGCAUCAUCAACGUGAGGGAGUGGAAGUCACAUACAGAGUACAAUGGCUAUAAGGUGAAAGACCGUCAGAUCUGUUGGUUCUGGAAGAUAGUGGAGGGUAUGACUGAGGAGCAGCAAAGGGUGCUACUUUUCUUCUGGACAUCAGUAAAGUAUUUGCCGGUGGAUGGUUUCGGUGGCUUGGCGUCCAAAUUGUAUAUUUAUAAGUCUUCGGAUUCUCAUGACCGCCUACCUACAUCGCAUACUUGUUUCUACCGCCUCUGCCUUCCUCAAUACCCAUCUAUUUCUGUGAUGCGUGAUCGCCUUCAGUUUAUCACUCAAGAACAUGUGAGCUGCACAUUUGGAAUGUGGUAGUAGCCCAAGAGUGAAAGGCUCCUUAUCUUUUGUACAGAUCUUACAGCAGGGAUAUUAUUAUAUGUUUAUGGUAGGAAUAGUUGUAAACAUGUGCUAUAUAAGUGUUGUUCUUGUCAAGGGGAGGUGUUUAAAUGGUGGUAUAUAGAAAAGGGUCUUCAACAAAUUAUGUUUUUGGAAUAUUUAAGACAGUUUUUUUUUUUUUUCAAAUAUCCCCUCCUUUUUGGAUC